AUUGUUACAGGCAGCUGAGUUAGUUAAAAAUAUUAUAGGCUGUCAGAUAAGGCUGGGCCCUUUAAAGAGCCAGUGCAGAAACCAGAUCUUUGCCAUCUUGGAGGAGACAGAUACCUCUGCUGUGGGCCAGACCUCAAGGCAAAGGGCAAAAAAUGUCAGUGUAGUUGGAACAAAAAGGGCUAGUUAAGAGGAGGCCUUCAGGGUUUAGGAGAUUUUGGUCUGUAGAUUAGGUCUGUAAGAUUGCUAUCUGUAGUUUCUACUAUUUUCUAAACCUCUCAUUUAAUUUCACCCUGCUGUACCAAAUACCCUUGGCAAUUUGAAAUGCUCUCAAGGAGGCUUUCUCACCCAGCCAGAUGGGAUUAAAGACCCUCUGUGACACAUUUAUACUAUCUUGGGCUUCCUUUGUCAUGUUCACCAAGAGACACAUACAUGGUCUCAGCCUCCCACAGCACUGCCUAGUACAGUUUUUUUGUUUUUGCUUAUAUUUUUCUUUUGCUAUACUGAGGAUUGAAUUAAGGGCAUUUGCACUGAACUACAUCCCCAGCCCUGCCCUCCCUUUUACAUUUUUGAGAUUAGGAACUCUAAAUUACUAAACUGCCCAACCUGGAGUCAUAUUAGCAAUCCACUUGCCUCAGCUUCCCAAGGUGCUGGGAUUAGUACUUUCAAAUUUCUAUCAGGUGCUGGCAAUUUAGAUAUUUUAAUUUAUAAACUGAAAUUUAAUUUUUAAUUUGGCGAUUCAGUGGCACUCGAAUAUGUGGAAAUACAAAUAUUUCUUGCCUUUUAGAGGCUCUUGAAGUUUUCCCUUCCCCCAAGGUUUAUACUGCAAGGAAAAUAGGAAGGAGGCAAAGGCUGAGAUUAGAUCAAGAAGCUUCCAAGGGAGGAGUUGGUAAAGGGGGAAGGGUGGUUGGAAGGAAGGGAACACCAGGAUGUAAAUUUCCACCCUGGUUAAUGGAUUAAGAAAGGUGUGAGCUGCUACUUUGAGAAACCUGAUGGAGACUCACAAGGAGUAUCUUAACUGAGCAACAGGAAAUCCACUAGAGCUACAGACCACCAGAGAAUGUAAGAGUGGAGCCUGCCCCCUGGAGCUUCCUACAUACUGGAAGGUAAUGGAUUUCCGUUUACCCCUAACCCACUGGAGAGAAGAUGGUUGCACUCUGAAUAGCCGAAAAUGGAGGAAGGACUCCACCAAUACAGGAGCCAAACCUGUUUGCAGCUAAGCCUCUUUGCAGCACCUGAUCUGGCUCUGAAGCCAAGCCUCAUUUUUACCUUUGCAUAGAAAUUUGCAGGAGAGGUUUUGGCAUCACCCUGAAUUGCAGCUAAAAAUCCUAUCAGAAUGAAUUGUUUAGGCACAUGACAUAAACAAAUUUAGAUGGUAUAGAUUAGAUAACAAUGGGCUUUAAAACUGUAGCCUUUUCUGACCAGCCCUCAGAAAGAAUUUGCAGGGCAAGCAGCAAGAUAUAAGAACAUAGGAAACCAGAACUGUUGAGCUCUGGAUGAUCGACCUGGGAGGCAGAAGUACAGACGCUACAGCUGUAAAAUGGCCCAGAGUGGGAAACACUGAGCAGCACUGAAACAUCUGGAGAUUCAGUUUAAAGAACCGGUUAGUGCUUGGUGAUAGGCAUGGGUCUAGUUUCAGUCUUCGUCAUAAAUCCAUCAGGCCAUGGGCUUUUCUUUGCUGGUGCCAGUUUAUGAAGAGACAGCUGUGGAAGUUGGAGGGACAACUGCUUCAGUCACAAGUGAUUUUAAAAUGGAAGAUCACUUCUUGAGUCAAGACCAAGAACUAGACCCACUAAAGAAUCAUGAGAGGGACUCCAAUCAGAGGAAAAAGCACGAUGAAGAUGAUGACCUGAUCUUCGUUGGAAAGGAAUAUGUAAAUGAAGAUUCUGAAAUUCUCUUUGUCAAGGUGAUUGCAAAUUCAAAACCAGUUAUUUCAAACAUUUUGAACAGAGUAACCCCAGGAUCAUAUUCGAAAAGAAAAAAAAGAAAAAUAGAUCACCUCAGUCAAGACACGGCUCAUGUGUCUCAAUCUGGAAUUAAUGUGACCCCAGGAGUUAAAACAAUGGCUGCUAUGCCAGAUUUUCAGUCUGAAUCAAGAUCAACAGAUAGUCCCAUUAGCAUUGAACCUUUAUCAAUCAAUCUUCCUUAUAAAGUGAGCUCAUCACAAGACAUUCCUUCUCAAGAUUCAAAGCAACUUUUCAUUGCUGAUAAGAUCAGCAGAAAUUGCCAAGUAUCUAUACUCGGGAAUGAAGUCCCCAGAGCACAUUCUUCAGCCAUGACCUCUUCUGGUAUCUCCCCUAAAAUGGACAUAUGCACACCAUCAAAAAGCUUUUCCCUGUCAUGUUGUACUCAGAAUAGAACAUCCUUUCCUCCGACUCAUGCUAAUGAUAAGGGACCUUCCGCUUUCAGAUAUCCAGACCCAGAAAAAAGCUCUGAGAGUCUGGUAAACACAGAUUUGUCAAGUUUAACAGAUCAAAACAAGACCUUUGAUCCUAAGAAGGGAAAUCUGGUCCUAUUACUUAGUGACUUUUACUAUGGAGAGCAUAAAGGAGAUAGGAAGCCAGAACCAAAGACUCACUCAACCUUCAAAUGCUUCAGCUGCUUGAAAGUUCUAAAAAAUGUUAAGUUUAUGAACCACAUGAAACACCAUUUGGAAUUUGAGAAGCAGAGGGGUGACAGCUGGGAAAAUCACACGACUUGCCAGCACUGCCACCGGCAGUUUUCUACUCCAUUCCAGCUGCAGUGUCACAUUGAUGGGGUGCACACAGCCCAGGAGCCCUCUGCCGUCUGUAAAAUCUGUGAGUUGUCAUUUGAAACAGAUCAAGUUCUCUUACAGCACAUGAAGGACAAUCAUAAGCCUGGAGAAAUGCCCUAUGCAUGCCAGAUUUGUCGUUAUAGGUCAUCGGCUUUUGCAGAUGUAGAAACACAUUUUAGAACGUGCCAUGCAAACACUAAGAAUUUGCUUUGUCUGUUUUGUCUUAAAAUUUUCAAAACUGCAAGUUCUUACAUGAAUCAUUGUUGGAGACACUGGAGCAAGAAAAGAGUCUUUCCAUGUUCCAAGUGCCGGCUACAGUUUUUGUGUUUGAGGGAGGAAACAGAGCACAAAACCAAGAAUCAUCAAACAUUCAAAAAGCCAGCACCUCUGGAAGGGCUGCCUCCUGAAACAGAGGUUAUUAUUCAAACUUCAGUUCACCCAUCGAGAGGUGCAGAAUCCAUUGUUGUAAGCAGCACUGACUUUUGCCUGUCACCUGUGAAAACUAGAAAAAGGAAGAAAUCUAGGUAUUCUGGACUCCGUUGCAGUUCUGGCUAAAUAUAUGUUUUACUCACUUCCGUGGACUCUGAAAGGCAGAUAUGAGGCUAGGUCAUCGGUGCAUCAUGACUGAUACUAGCACAGAUGCGCAUAGUGUUGGAUUUUACAGUGAAAUCCCUAGCUCUCUACAGAGGCAGUUCAAAAAUCUUCAUCAUGCUCUUUCUUCACUCAAACCCCUGUAGAAAAAGAUCAUUAUUCUGAACUCUAUCAUCUUAGAUGAAUUUUUACUGAAUUUUAAAUAAAUGUGUUAAAUAACUUUAAAUAGAAUAAAACAAUAAAUUCUUAUCUUUGACUUUAUUUAAUAUAAAUAAGGGCCAUCACACUCUCCUACCCAAAACACUGAAGAUUGAACCCAGGGCUUUCCUACUGAGCUACGUUCUCAGCCCCUUAGUUUUUGAGGCAGGGACU
Messenger RNA from Cavia porcellus (domestic guinea pig), 3715 nucleotides. It is a transcript of the gene Znf280a, whose product is annotated as zinc finger protein 280A. The coding region runs from base 1661 to 3307 and encodes 548 amino acids. NCBI's taxonomy places the organism in Eukaryota, Metazoa, Chordata, Mammalia, Rodentia, Caviidae. Gene Ontology annotation, biological process: regulation of DNA-templated transcription. Gene Ontology annotation, molecular function: DNA-binding transcription factor activity, RNA polymerase II-specific; RNA polymerase II cis-regulatory region sequence-specific DNA binding. The record is from RefSeq and is a predicted model, not a curated record. The transcript has 3 exons.